AUUCCUGCUGCACUGACUCACUUGAAGGCACUGAUGAGCCUCUCUAUUCAAGAUACUCAGAUACUUCAGUGGGACGUUGACAUGAUGAAGCACAUUGGUUCCACUCUGAUGUAUCUGACUCUGGACAAUGUCAGCUUGACAUCGUGGCCUGACUGGAUACAGUACUGUCCCCAUCUUCAAACACUCGAGAUGACAAGUUCUUUCAAGUCAAUUCCAGACAAUGCGUUUGACAAACAGACCAACACAUUAACUUCUCUACAAUUACUUAACGGCAAUCUGACAGAAACAUUGCUCACCUUUUCUAAACUUUCCGCACUUACAUCAUUAGUGUUAGAUUAUAAUAAUAUUUCAAAAAUAAGCAAACUUCCAAAUUUCGGUAUUCUAUCAUCCAUAAGUAUUCAGUACAACCGUUUGUCUGAUGCCACACAUUUAAGCGAUGUACUGAGAUCUGUAUCAAAUUCCCUUACCUACCUUCAGGCCGAGGGAAACCAGCUCAACAGUUUUCCAGACUUGUCCUUCAUAACAAAACUACAGUCAGUCUUUCUCUCGCACAACCUUAUCUCCGACACGAGUUCGGGAUCAAUCUCACCUGCAGUCACAUAUCUUGAAGCUGAGAACAACAAUAUCAGAUCUCUUGCCGGUUUUCUCUCAGGAGCAAUCAAUCUAAAAUAUCUCCGGCUGAUGGGUAACUCUGUAACCAGUCUCUCAGGCGACAAUAUACCUUCCAACGUUUCGGAAUUCGACAUUUCAAGAAAUCUAAUAACCGAACUCACUGACACUAGUUUCCCUGUAAACACUGUAAUGGAUUCUCUUUGGUUGGACUACAACCCAAUAUCUAAGAUUUCAACAGCAGCUUUUUCUUGUCUGACCAAUCUCGAUUCUCUUUCUCUAAAAGGUACAAGAUUGACUCGACUACCACUUGCAUUAAGGUCAUUAACGGGUCUGUAUACCUUAGAAAUGAGUGACAGUUCUUACCUAGUCUGUACAUGUCUGGAGAAACCAUUGAGGUCUUGGUAUUUGAGCAGACCAUUGGCAUGUUUCGGGGACUGCGGCCCAUUGCCAAUAGAUUACUUCCUGGGGGUGCUUAGUGAGGGCUGUCCAUAG
Molecule: messenger RNA, 1104 nt
Organism: Candidula unifasciata
Lineage: Eukaryota; Metazoa; Mollusca; Gastropoda; Stylommatophora; Geomitridae
Source: the annotation of a GenBank genome assembly